Messenger RNA from Salvia hispanica, 544 nucleotides. NCBI's taxonomy places the organism in Eukaryota, Viridiplantae, Streptophyta, Magnoliopsida, Lamiales, Lamiaceae. The record is from RefSeq and is a predicted model, not a curated record.
UUCCCCCAACCUUGCAAUUAUUACACUAUUCAAUCAACACAAAGUCCCUUUAUCUCUUCGGCUGCACAAAACAAAACACACACAAUUCAUCUCUUGCCAUUGAAAGGCAAUGGCAUUUGCAGGUACAACUCAGAAAUGCAUGGCAUGUGAGAAGACUGUAUAUCUUGUAGACAAGCUCACUGCAGACAACAGAGUCUUCCACAAGGCUUGCUUUAGAUGCCACCACUGCAAAGGCACUCUCAAGCUAGGGAACUACAACUCUUUUGAGGGAGUUCUCUACUGCAGGCCUCACUUUGAUCAGCUCUUCAAGAGAACCGGCAGCCUAGACAAAAGCUUCGAAGGCACACCCAAAAUUGUGAAGCCAGAGAAACCAGCAGAUUUUGAGAAACCUAAUGCUAACAAGGUUUCAACCAUGUUUGGUGGGACAAGGGAUAAAUGCCUUGCCUGCAAGAACACUGUCUAUCCAACUGAGAAGGUAAGUAUCGAUUUAGCUUACGAUGUAUUUGGAUGCCCGAGUCACUUCAACAAGUUAGGUGCUAAUACU